UCUUCCUAAUAGGAAGUAACUUAAACUUAAGUAGUCUAAUAUGUCAUUUUUCCACAGUACUUUCCCACUGUAUUUAAUGUUGGAUAUAAGUGAUUUAUAACCAAUAGGGCAAAUUUUGUCCAACCCCAAAGAUAUUUACAAAAUAAGAAGUCUUGCUGGGCCAGGUUUUCAUCAUGCUAAUAUAAUUAAGUCAGGAGAGAUGCUGCUGAACCUAACUGACCACCCAAGUGUUAAACUGUCUUAAAGCAGAGGGUUAAGUCCUUUGCCUUUAAAAGCAGUUUUAGUUUAAUAUUUUUCAUGGGGGGAGAAAAAAAGGAAUAUACUGUUUGGCUUUGUAUCAAUAUAAUUUCGUACAGCUCAAAAAAUCACUAUCUGCUGAAGGAGUUACCAGAAGUUUUAACAUGAUCUGCCUUGGAAAAGUUUCUUUUUGUGUCAUUUACUUACCACUUUCUACUCCAUAAGAAAGAGCUAAUCUGUCUUGUUUAUUCCAGAGAAUACGUAACAAAUUAUUUUCCCUUUUAGGUGCUAAAAACCCUUGGAAAAUCUAGGGAAAAAAAAAAAGAUUUCCCUAAAUCAGUUCUUGGAAUAGUCUAAGAGUUGCAUGUGAACUAGGCCUAGCUUAUCAAAAAUAUUUAGAUUCUUCAUACAUGGUGUUUUUAGUGUUAUCUACGUACUUUUGAGGAUAUUUGUUUAGUGGCAGGAAAAACUGCAGAAGCCUAUGCAUUAGGCAAGACAGCACCUACCUGGUAAAUAUGGGGGCCUCCAUGUGAAGCGUUUAAGCUCAUAAGGAAAAGUUGUGGCACACUGCAGCAAGGGUGCUUGUUGUGAGCUUUGAGCCCUGGGUUGCAGUGCUGCAUGCAGGACCGUUCUACAGUGUUCGUGUGACCUUUAGAAACACAUUUAAAAAAAAAGUUUGAAGUCUUUUGAUCCUUUGGAGGAAUUCAGAGCUUCUCAAAACUAUUGAAUCUAAUUAAACUUAUUAGAGUUAAGAGUCUGCAGCUCUGAGGUAUUAAAUUAGAAGUUUUCUGCUAGAAAAAAAUUCUGUAGUGAAUUCCUGGCCCUUCUGAAAUCCAUAAAUGCUCUGUUCUUAGCUUUAGUGGCAACGGGUCAUUCUGGAUAUCUUCUGCUCAGCAGUUCCAACUUCUUUUAUGGAAGCACUGAUAGAAGACUAUCAGUGUGCUGCACAGCUCCAGAAACGUAAAAUACACAAGUUCUACAUUAAAGAUAGCUGUAUCCAUCGUCCUGUUCCUGUUGUUUGUACUCCUGUACCUUCUGUGCCUAAGAGCUUUGACCGUACUGCAGCCUGAUGUUUACCUCUCCCUUCUGCAUGGGGGAAUUUGCAGUCUUAUGCAGGAAAAGGUGGACAAAUGAUGAAUCACUUCAUGAUUCUGGCGGUAAUGCUCCACCUGAGGACGUGCUACACUACAUACUCACAGCAAGAAUCCAGUGUGUUUCCAGUAAGAUACCUUAACAUUUCCAAGGAUUCGGAUCUUCAGCGGCUGCUGGUGGAAUGGGAUGUUGUCAAGUCAGCACACGAUGCUGAGCUGGCAAUGUCUUUUGAGAUACAAGUCCGUCGAACCGAUGAAGCUACUACUGUGUGGACAGAGUUUCAUAAUGUCACACUUGAUAAAUUGGAAAAGCCUCUUCAUUGGACAUGGGAUUCAGAUAUACCUUUGGAGUGUAUGUCACAUGCUGUGAGAAUCAGGAGCAAGGCAGAAGCAUCAAAAAUUUGGAGUCAGUGGAGUUUGUGGGAGACUGUCCCAGGCCUGGACACUUCAAAUAGAAGCGGGCCACUAAUCUUUCCAAAAGAAAAAUUUUUAGCAGAAGGCUCUGAUAUCACUCUUUGCUGCAUAGGAAGGAAAGGUCAAACCAUUAAGGAAUUCUCUGUCUACCCAACUGUUGAUGUUUUCAAGCACACAAACAGUCAAGUCAAACUUCUUACUGUGGAAAAUCUGUCACAUGACAAGGGGUCUAACAUCCAGGUUUACUGUUAUGAUGAAGAUGGGGAGUCACAUGAGGCAGCUUUCUUUGUGGGUAGACCACCUGACACACCUAAAGAUUUUUCCUGCCAAACUCAAGAUAUGAAAAGAGUAACAUGUACUUGGACAGAAGGAGAGACCUAUCUCUAUGGACGGAACUCACCACGAUACAACUUGUCUGAAACGUCAUCCCAGAAUAUGUCUCUGUGUGAAGCAAGUUGUUCUAAGCAGUGCUCAUGUUCUUGGGAUAUAGGCCAGCAGAGGAUCUGGAAUGUCACACUGACUGUGGAAAACCCACUGGGAAAGAAAACUGCCACAGAUGUUUUUGAUAUAAAACACAGAAUAUAUCCUACUGCACCUUUACAGGUCUGGGAAGAUAGCACAGAUACAGAAAUUACAUUACAUUGGAAUUAUGAAAAAAUUGGAAUUGAACUCUUUUGGCAGACUGAAGUGCUCCAACCUGAUGGCAAAGUAGAACUGCACAACAGCUCCGACAUGGAGUCACGGCACAAGCGUGUCACAGUGCGUGGGCUGCAGCCGUACACGGAGUACACGGCCAGGGUGCGCUGCGGGGCGGCCAAGCACUUCUGGAGGUGGAGUGAGUGGAGCCCACCCCUGCCCAUCAGAACGAAGGAAGGAACUCCAUCAGGGAAACUGGACAUGUGGAGAGAAAUUACUCCAGUUCUGGGGGGACAAAAUGUGACCUUGUUCUGGAAGAAAACACCAAGUUUUCAAGCAAACGGAAAAAUUAUUUCAUAUGAAGUAACUUGGGAAAAACUAGAAGAUGGCUCUAAGCCUGAAAGCUUCUCCUUUUCUUCAGUCUACAAUAGCACAAAGAUUUUCAUUGAUAACCAUUCCUACAGAAUCAGUAUCAUGGCAAAGAACAAUGUUAAUUUUUCACUUCCUUCAGUAUUGAUCAUCUCUGGAGCUCCAGAUAACAGCACCGAAGAGCUUAAGGAAGGACUGGUUAAUGGUACAGAUGAUGGCAUUUUAAUCUCCUGGGAGCCCAGAAGUAUAUAUGACAGUUACAUUAUUGAUUGGUGUAACUUUCCCAGGCUGCAGCCUUGUGAUUUGCAGUGGAAGAGAUUUGGACCCAACACUUCCAGUGCUGUGAUCAGCUCAGCUGCUUUUGUUCCAGGGGUGAGAUACAAAUUCCGUAUCUAUGGAUCUGUUGCUAAUAAGGCCUCCAUAUUGGAAAAGAAGAUUGGUUAUCUCAGGGAGCUGCCUCCUCGGCUUGACCCUGUUGUGAGAAAAGUUGACCUCACUUACCAUUCAGUAACGCUGUCUUGGGAUUCUUAUCUCACAGAUGAGUCAGAGCCUGGUUUUUUAAGAGGCUACCAUGUUUAUGUGUCACCUAUACAAGGGAACUGCAAUUUGAAAGGAUCAAAAAAGCACCUUCUUCCAGAUGAUUCAGAGCUAUGUAAAUACACAAUUGAAAACCCAGAAGAAAAGAGAUACACCGUGGAACACCUGAUGCCAAACACAAAAUACAAAAUAGUGGUUAAAGCAUUUACAGGUGGAGGAGAGACUCCCAUUGUUAACUUUAGAUACAUAGAUACACCAUAUAACUCAAACAUGCUGUACUUUGUAUUCCUGCUAGUGAUAGUUCCAACCCUAGUAGCAGCUGUAUGCCACUGGAAGAUGAAGUGGGUGAAAGAGUGCUGUUGUCCUGUAAUACCUAGUCCUAACAAGAGCAAAGUGCUGUCAUUCAAAGAGUGUAAGAUUGAUUCUGAGAAAGUGCUGAAGAUAAAUGACUGCAUUCCUGACGUGCUGGCCAUGGACAAUAAUGAUGAAGCUCAGAAAUUGCAUCCUGUUACCUGGAGCCCAUUAUCUUCAACACCAACUGAAGAGAAGAUUGAUGGUCACAAUUUUUCCUGGAUUUACCCUAGUGAAAAUGUAGCGAGAGACUUUCCACCCCCAUCUAUGCCUGAAACUCAUACUUGUUUUGAGAAUUUUGCUUAUUCUUCUCCACUUGAGGCUGAAUCUGAUCCCUGCCAAAUACCGGAGACACUGGAAGCAGGCAAGACAGCAGUGAUGCUAUACCAGCCACAAUGCUAUUUAGAUAUUUUUCAUGAGGAUACAGCCUCAACCACCAGAGAAACAGCUGACAGAAAGAAGAGUCUGAGAUACAUCUCACAAACAGAUCUGCGCUGCCUGGGUGGGAGGCUUUGAUGUUCUGUCCUCCAGUGAGUCCAUCCAGUGUUUGGCUACACACGAUAAAUGAGAAUUUCUAAAACGACAACUUUACAUUAGGGCUCUCACAAGCCCAGCUGCCUGACUUCCAUUAACAUGGCAAAGCUGUUGUUUCUGGACUAGUUUUGAGUACUGACUUAGACAGGAAUUAUGUGUGCUAUGGUUCCAUUACAAGUUACGGGCACUAGAAGAGAUUUAUAGGCUGGUUUGUGGCCCGUAUUAUGCAGAAAGUUACAUCACAGCAAUCUGUCACAGGCUGAUGCAGAGAACUGCUUUAUUUUGCAGAGAUUAAAACUUUAUUCAUAGAGGAGCAAAUUAAACAAGGGAGAAGGUUGUUCUGCUCAAGGGCUGUAUUUCUCUUGUAGUGUUCUGUGUACUUUGGCCACCCAGCCAGUGGCUACUGUGCUGCUGGGUAUGGAGCAUUACCCAGCCCAGUCAUACUGGGGGCUGGGUUGUAUUUUCUCUCUCUCAAACCAUGUAAGGAAUCAUCAUGGAAUUGUUACCUGCACACAGUGUGGCACAUUCCUAGAAGAUUCAAAGUAACUUUGACUUCUCCAGGAGUGCUGCCCUGAGCACCCAAAUCCAGUGAUCAUCCUGCUUUUACUUCACCUGUGUCCUAACUGCACUUGAUGGAUGAAAGAGCACAGAAGACAAGAUUUUUAUAGGGAAGAACCUGCUUCCAUUUCUCAUAACUGGGGCUCCUCACAACUUCUGCCUUCUCUGCCUAAAGAUGACUGUUUAAAAUUUUCUUAACUAUACACUGAAGAGAUGUAGGAAGUUAGGUGAGAGUAGUUACUUUUCCUGAAGGACAGAGGUGGUACCAUGGCCUCUCUGCUUGUGCACAUGAACUGAACUUUUGGCAUUGACCCUUGUACUUCCAUAGCAAGCCCCAACCAGCCAAGCAGACAGGCCGGUCAGAAGCACAGGUGUAUGAGUGCCAUUUGUGAAGAACAUCAUAAUCAGGCUGCAUACUGGCUAGAUCUCCCAAUACUACUUUUGCAUGUGUUAUAAAAACAAAACCAAAAAAAAAUUUAUUGUAACACUCAAAAUCCCUACAGUAGGCAGCAAUGAAUUUGGCUUUUCAUUUUGAUUUCAGAAAAUCGUACAUUUGUAAUGAAGCAGUACAAUUGGAACCGUAGCUGAAAGUCUCAUCAGAUUUACCUCGGUGCACAAAGAACCCUUUGGUUUUGCCUCCUUAUGCUGUUUGGAAUCUGUCACAAAUAGAUGGUUUCAACUUAACAGCACAGCAUAAGCAAUUCUCAAAGGUGAAAAAAAUGAAGAGUGUCUGACAAUUCGAUGUGCAGCUAGUUUGCUAAAAUGGAGUUACUUGCCUUCCCACUGUUUAACUAACUCAUCACACUCCUAGAAACCAAGCAGCUGGAGACAGAAGUGAGUUCUGAUACUGAACCACAUCUAGUUUUGGUACUGUUGCUUACAGAUAUUGUUGUAAUGUCCACAAACUGUGUUGGAGCAGGAAAACCAACAGGACCUCGCACAGUCAGGGCUAAGACAAGCACUGACUACAAACAGAGGGAGAAGUCUUCAGCCAGGAAAAGGGGGGUACAGCGAUACAGACAGAGAUGGGCAGAUGUGAUUGGAGGUGUCCAGUCCACACUGUACCAUGUCCUGUAUGCUGCACACAGGUGCAGGUGGCUCACAGGCUUGAGGAGGAGAAGAGUUGCAGCACAGUCCUUCCUUUCAGCCUCCAGCCAGCAGGAUAAGGACACAGGGCUGGACACAUUUUGCUGAAGGGCAAGAGGACAAGGAGGGUAAGGGAGAAGGGUGAUCCUAUUUGACAGAUGCAUCCCAGAGAAAGUUCCUUCCUUUAUCUUAACCUCUUUGAGUUACAAUGCAUGUGAAAGCUUGAUACCACAGUAUCUUUCUUUACAGCUUGGAACAUUUGCUUCUCCAAAGUGCUUCAUCACAUGUGUAGCUUAAAAGCUUUAAUGCUGCAAAAAAGGCCAAUAAAUGUAAGGGAGCUGUUUUGUCACCACUGCUGCAAAACUUCCUGAGCUGUAUAUUUCAGAAAAAGGUGUAUUUAUUCUAAAAUGUUGAAAAGGUAUCCUAAAUCAAGAGUUAGGUAGCUAAGGAAUUCACAUACAGAUGUCAGAAAAGAAAGAUGUCUGUCAAAGAAAUCAGAGUAUUGCACAAAGUAUUUUAACUUUUGACAUUGCUGCAGUUCCCUGGGCCAGAGGGGACAGCUGCAACCAGGCACAACUCCUGCUUUGAAAAAGCUGCUGUCACUGAGGCCUGGCUGCAGCAAUUCCACCCAGGAAGUGAAUGAAGGGACGUGUGUGGGUUCAGCCAGUUGUGCCUUCCUGAUGGUGGGGUGAGACACAUGGGCCUGCUGAGUUCCCACCUCUCAGUCCCUUGGUUGCUCCCGGGGAGAUCCUGCUCUGAUGAAAUUCCAUUAUCUGGAUGCAGUGACACACUUGACCACAUUCCAGAUUGCUGGGUGAGGGAAGGAGAAGUGGGCUCCUCUUUCCCUAUAAACCUUUUGCUUCCUGGUGCCAAUGGGUGGUGCUUUAUGAAACCUCCUGUGCAUCAAAGGAUGCAGAUGGAGGAUUCCAGGAAGGAUACUGCCUCUGUGCCAUUCCAAGGGCACAGUCUGGGCACCAGAACUGAAGAUUAGAGAAGUAUUUUGGCAUUUGUGGGGAAGAGUGUAUAAUUUUUGGAUAUUAAAACAUCUGUCUUGCAUUAAUGGUUGAAUGAGUUCAGAAUUGUAACCCUUUUUUUUGUUCAUAAUUCAACUUUCACAGCUGUUGUUGAAAUGCUUAUACUUAAACCAUCACAUAAUAGAAAAUCAUUCUCAGUAUGUUAAACUUCUAAAAUAAAAAUGGUGUGUGAACUAUUAAAGAGUCUCUGUAUCUUAUAAAGCAUUAAAGUAAAAUAUAUUUUUGACAAAA
Messenger RNA from Corvus hawaiiensis (hawaiian crow), 7078 nucleotides. RefSeq names its product oncostatin M receptor (gene OSMR). NCBI's taxonomy places the organism in Eukaryota, Metazoa, Chordata, Aves, Passeriformes, Corvidae. Gene Ontology annotation, molecular function: cytokine receptor activity; protein binding. The transcript is spliced from 18 exons. The coding region runs from base 1368 to 4151 and encodes 927 amino acids. Gene Ontology annotation, cellular component: membrane; external side of plasma membrane. Gene Ontology annotation, biological process: cytokine-mediated signaling pathway. The record is from RefSeq and is a predicted model, not a curated record.